Messenger RNA from Ichthyophthirius multifiliis, 724 nucleotides. RefSeq lists its product as hypothetical. Lineage: Eukaryota; Ciliophora; Oligohymenophorea; Hymenostomatida. The transcript has a single exon. The record is from RefSeq and is a predicted model, not a curated record.
CAUAAAAAAAAAUAUAUCUUAAUAUUUAAAUAUAGUUCAUUGUAUAAUCAAAAAAAGGUGAAACAUUUUUAAAAUCAAAAUAAAUUUUAAAAAGAGCAAAAAAAAUAAAAACUAAUAAAAAAAAAAUACAAUAAAAAAAAAAGCUUUAUAAAUUUUAUAAAUGAAAAAAAACCCUUAAAAAAAAUAUAAUAAAAUCGAUCAAGAAACACGUGAUAAAAUAAUAAAAGAAUUAAUACUUAAUCCAAAAAACAUUAAAAAAGUAAUAUAAAUCAAAACAUAAAAUAUUAUACACAACAACAAAAAAUAAUUUUUAGGUUUCAGAAUAAUAUGGAGUAAAACUAUCUUCAUGUAAGGCCAUAUAUACGACCUAUUAAAAAGAAGGUCGAAGCAAUAAAAAAACAACACGAGAUCGAAAAACAAAUAUAAUAUCAAACAUUGUAAUUUUAACAAUAUCAUAAGACCCUUUAAAUUGUUCAAUAUCUCCUUUUAUUUAAAUGCAAUAAGCCGUCUCUCAUUCCUAAAAAUCGGAUGCUUUAGAUAUCCAUAAGGAAACAUUAAAAUAAUAAUAAGAGCAUUUAUAGAAAAUAUUAUAAGGUUAAUAAUAAUUUAUAUACGAAAAUCAAGAAGAAAUGCAAUUAUAAAUGCAUUUUAUUUAAGAGGAGAAAAUUACAUUAGAAAAAAUAUAUAAAAACUAAAUAUAAGCAUAAAAUAAAAAAAAACCUGA